Messenger RNA from Meloidogyne enterolobii, 801 nucleotides. NCBI's taxonomy places the organism in Eukaryota, Metazoa, Nematoda, Chromadorea, Rhabditida, Meloidogynidae. The record is from the annotation of a GenBank genome assembly.
AUGAAAGGAGAAGUAGGUCUAGGCCAUAAACGUGAUAUGCCUUUUUUCGAGCGUAUGUCAAUGAUUGGAAAUAUUGACGAUGGAGAAUAUCACCUUCAGAUAAAGAAUGUGUCUCUUGCUGAUGAUGACAAUUAUAGAUGUCAACUUACUCCAACAGAUGAUGAACCAACUCCUAAACUUUCUAAAAGAGUUAAAUUAACAAUUAUUGUUCAACCCAAAGACCCUAUACUCGUUGGAGAAUCCAUCGAAGGUGGAUUAACUUCAUCAAGUAAAAAUCAACAAUUAAUUGGGCAAUUUAAUCAAAUAGCUGCCACAGAGGGUCAUUCACUCCAAGUUAGUUGUCAAAGUAGGGCUGGAAGGCCAGCAGCACAAAUUAGUUGGGUUUUGGCUGAAGAUUGGUUAGGAAAAAGAAUUAUUGCGCAUAUUAUACCAUCAAAUAAUGAAACGGAAACAACAACAGUUUUUAGAUAUCAAACAAAUAGAGUGCCUUUCCCCUCUGCUGGACAUCCCUUACGUCAUUCACGUGGAAGACGUCUACUUGCUAAUAUUACAGAAUUUAGAGACUUAGAUGGAGACAGUCAACUUUAUACUGUUAUAAGCAAUUUAAAUUAUUCGCCUUCUCGGGAUGAUAAUGGACAUUUUUUGGUUUGUUUGGCAACACACGAAGCUUAUGGAAAGGAAGCAAAAACAGCCAGUAUUUCUUUGGAUGUAUUUUAUCCCCCAAAAGUAAUUAUUGAAGUUGAACCGGAAGAUAAUGGAAAGGUCGCUUAUUUAAUUUCUGAUUAUUUUUAUUCCUGUUAA